AUGGUUUGUCAACCCGAUACAGUCGAUGGAAAAACUCAAUUGUAUCCAAUAGCUUCCCCCUCUGUACGUUUCACUGAAACACAACAACGUUACUCGACCGUCGAACGGGAAUUAUGGGCCGUACUGUACACUCUAGAGAAAGCUCGCCUGACCCUAUCUUCAUCGAUUACCAUCUAUACUGACAACCAGUUAUCAUUGCCUUAUUGA
This is a messenger RNA of Naumovozyma castellii, 207 nucleotides long. RefSeq lists its product as uncharacterized. The record is from RefSeq and is a predicted model, not a curated record. Lineage: Eukaryota; Fungi; Ascomycota; Saccharomycetes; Saccharomycetales; Saccharomycetaceae. The transcript has a single exon. Bases 1 to 207 code for a protein of 68 amino acids.